CAAAUCUGGGUCUAUGACAUAAAUACUGCAAUGUCUGCUACCAAAUGACUCCCAAAUCCCUCAAUAUUCACCCUGGUGGUAGUAUUGCUCGUUGAUCACGUGUCAACAUACAACCCUACAAAGCUCUAUCUAGAUAUUCGACACCUUAUUGCCUCAGGACACAACAGAACUCUACGGCCGCCAGAAUAAAAAACUAUGCUUCAAUAUACAAGGCCAAUCUCAGAAGCAUCAAAGAGGGGUUGUUGUUCAUUCAUAUCUCCCAUCUAUUUCUGACUUUUACGUGAAGCCGAAUUCCUACAUCGACACAUUUGAUCUCCGCAUCUCGGAUAUCAUCACGUCGGAGAACGCCCGAGACCCUUCAACCCCGCAUUACUCGGCUGGAAGACCGACUCCGAUCUAGGAGUACUUUUAAACCUAAAGCAAGAAGCUUGAAAGCUGAAUAGCUCAUCUCACUCUCCAAUUCAUGAGGGAGGAACAAGCCCAUCAGGAAACAGUGCCACUCAUCAACCAUGGCCCAAACUCAUAGUAUCCUCGUCCUACCAGGCGACGGCAUAGGCCCUGAAGUCAUGGCCGAAGCAAUCAAAGUCCUCAAAGCCUUCGAAAGCCCCUCACACAAAUUUGAGCUCCGUCAAGAAUUAAUCGGCGGUUGCAGCAUUGACGCAACCGGUAAAUCCAUCACAGAAGAAGUCAAGCAAGCGGCUCUUGCCUCGGACGCCGUGCUGUUCGCGGCGGUUGGUGGUCCCAAAUGGGACAAUGCUCGUCGGGGUCUAGAUGGACCCGAGGGUGGGUUGCUACAGCUUCGCAAGGUAAUGGAUAUCUAUGCGAACUUGCGACCGUGCUCGUCUAGUUCUCCUAGUGCAUCGAUUGCAAAGGAGUUUAGCCCUUUCCGGCAUGAGAUUCUUUUCGGUCCCGAGAAAGACGGUGAUGCGGAGGGGGUGGACUUUGUAGUUGUUAGGGAGAACUGUGGCGGUGCAUACUUUGGAAGGAAAGUAGAGGACCCAACUUAUGCAAUGGAUGAAUGGGGCUACUCCGAAGCAGAGAUCGUACGAGUCACCCGCCUUGCUGCAGAAAUUGCUCUUCGCCACAAUCCCCCAUGGCCAGUGAUCUCUCUCGAUAAAGCAAAUGUCCUGGCAUCAUCUCGCCUCUGGCGUCGUGUAGUCGAAAAGACCAUGACCACCGAGUACCCACAGCUUAGGCUGGUCCACCAACUCGCCGACUCUGCAUCUUUGAUCCUGGCCACAAACCCAAGAUCCUUGAACGGAGUGAUUCUUGCUGAUAACACUUUUGGUGAUAUGAUCUCCGAUCAGGCGGGCUCAAUCGUCGGGACUUUGGGUGUGUUGCCUAGUGCUAGUCUCAAUGGCUUGCCAGGUGAUAAAACGCUCAAAACACGGCCGUAUGGCUUGUAUGAGCCAACUCAUGGCUCGGCUCCAACUAUCGCCGGGAAGAACAUUGCUAAUCCGGUCGCCAUGAUCUUGUGCGUUGCACUUAUGUUCCGGUACUCCCUGAACAUGGAGACGGAGGCGACGCGCUUGGAAGAUGCAGUACGAAAGGUGCUGGAUAAGGGCUUGCGUACAUCUGAUCUGGGGGGUACGAUGGGCACGAAGGAGUUAGGAGAUGCCAUUGUGGCCGAGCUGUAGUUCCGGAAAAAGCAAUAGGCUAGUUUACAUGGAACAUAAGGUGUGGUCUACGACCAUUGAUGGAGAUCUCCAGCACCACUCCCACUGGCUAAUCAAUGAGGCCCUCAGCAAAAGUUGCUGUUGCCAUAGUGGGCCUCUCUCUCUUAUUCUCCCCACCAGAUCAUGGCCAGAGUUUUCUCGCUCUUGCUUCCUGCUUCCUAUGUGUAGACUUCCUUGACCUAUUCUAUGACCU
Messenger RNA from Penicillium brasilianum, 1869 nucleotides. NCBI's taxonomy places the organism in Eukaryota, Fungi, Ascomycota, Eurotiomycetes, Eurotiales, Aspergillaceae. The record is from the annotation of a GenBank genome assembly.